Strongylus vulgaris is the source of this 201-nucleotide messenger RNA. The record is from the annotation of a GenBank genome assembly. NCBI's taxonomy places the organism in Eukaryota, Metazoa, Nematoda, Chromadorea, Rhabditida, Strongylidae.
AUGGAAUUGAUCACGAAGAGAUUCUAUAUCAAUCUCUCCCGCUCGCCAACACCUAUGUCAAACCCCGUUAUUUCCACUGGAGAAAUACCACCACGGAUUCUACCUGCUAAAGUACUCGCAGCAAUCCAGAAGGCAGCCACGGCUCCGCGAUCGGACCUCGUAUCGGUCGACCUCUUACGAGUUGGAGGAUAUCGCCUAUAA